This is a messenger RNA of Pseudophryne corroboree (corroboree frog), 1463 nucleotides long. RefSeq names its product NGG1 interacting factor 3 like 1 (gene NIF3L1). Bases 205 to 1323 code for a protein of 372 amino acids. Gene Ontology annotation, cellular component: mitochondrion; cytoplasm. The transcript is spliced from 7 exons. NCBI's taxonomy places the organism in Eukaryota, Metazoa, Chordata, Amphibia, Anura, Myobatrachidae. The record is from RefSeq and is a predicted model, not a curated record.
CCCCCUGUGCCUGUAAGAAAGUCUGGGGUAGGCAGCCUCUAAAUCUCCACCCUCCAGCAUGCUCUGGCAGACUUGGGUGGCAUAUGGGGAAUGCUGGAACUUGUGGUUCCACAACAGAAGCGCUCCAGAUAGCUGUACAGUGGUGGUUAUGCUACAUACUGAAGUUCGUGUCUCGCCCGAUAGACCCAUUGCCGCUCUCCCUGAAUGCUGUCCGGUUGGGUGCUGAGGUCCCUCCUUGGUUCAUCUUCGCUCCUGCGGUGGUCUCCUCGCCGUCGUGUCAUGGAUCUUGCCUCGGUGGUCUCCCGCCUGAACGUCCUGGCCCCUCCAGCGCUGGCGGAAAGCUGGGAUAACGUUGGGCUUUUGGUUGAGCCGAGUCCACCACACAGUGUUCAGACGCUCAUGCUGACCAAUGACCUGACAGAGUCCGUCCUGGAGGAGGCAGUGGCGAGGAAAGUACAGAUGGUCCUGUCCUAUCAUCCCCCCAUUUUCAAGUCCUUGAAGCGCCUGACGUGUGGGCAAUGGAAGGAGAGACUGGUGGUGAAGGCCUUGGAGAAUCGCCUGGCUGUCUACUCCCCGCACACGGCCUGCGAUGCUUUGUCCAACGGGGUCAACGACUGGCUGGGAAGAGCGCUCGGGCCCUGCGUUUCGGUGCCGCUCCGACACUCCACAUCCCUCUCUCACCCAGGUGGAUUCGGACACGUGUUGGAGUUCAGCAGUAACAUCUCGGAGAGUAUCCUGAGCAGAGUGAGCUCCCUGCAGGGCGUGUGCCUACGUACCUUCCCGCUCAGUAAUGGUGGGGAGGAGGGAGGCCGUGUCCGCCUGAGCUGUUCCCAGAGUGCCUUGCUGCAGGCUUUGGCCAUCCUGUCGGAGGAUCCGCGUGCCUAUAGUGGUGCUGAGCUGGUGACCCUGCAGAAGCCCCCCCUAGUGGACACAGGAAUGGGUCGUCUCUGCACUCUCACAGAACCAGUGUCCAUUACAACCGCUGUGGAGCGUAUCAAACGUUACCUUGGACUAAAACACCUGCGCCUCGCCCUGGGAAGGAAGAAGAUGACGGAUUCCCUUGUAAGGGUCAUGGCCGUAUGUGCCGGCUCCGGAAGCAGCAUCCUGAGCGGUGUCCCUGCCGAUCUCUACCUCACAGGUGAGAUGUCCCAUCACGAGGUUCUGGACGCGGUGGCUGAAGGACGCAGCGUCAUCCUGUGUGAGCACAGUAAUUCGGAGCGGGGGUAUCUGCAGGACCUCUGCGCUCAGAUCACGCAGGCUCUGGAGGGGAAGGUUGAGGUUGUGCUGUCUGAGGUAGAUGAAGACCCUCUGCGGGUGGUGUGAUGAACAGCAGAGCGCUAUGGUGAUAAACCAACUUUGGAGCAGAGACUAAUUCAUAUUUAAGAGUCCUGGAAACAUCAUCUUGUCUGAGCUGCGAUUUUGUAAUUAAAUUGCCCUGUACGGAUUACGCAGUGGUAUAAGGA